AUGGUUCGAGACCUGUUGAGCAGCGAUGGCUCCGACAGCGAAGAUGCUGGAGCGGGAGUCCUGACCAGCGAUCUCAAAGUGAAUGAGGAUUUUGCCCGGCGAUUCGAACACAACAAGAAGAGGGAGGAACUUCAGAGACUCGAGGAAAAACUGGGCAAGUCCACCCGGAAACGCAAGCGAGAUGAGGGAGCGACCGACGACGAGUCCGAUUCCGACGAGUCCACAAGCGAGUCCGAAGAUGAGGGAGAAUUGGUGACAGAGGCCUUGGAUGCGGAAAUCAUGGCCACCAUAAACGCCAUCCGUUCCAAAGAUCCGCGUGUCUAUGAUGCCUCCGUCACAUUCUACACGGAAAAGGAGCAUGACACCUCUGCAAAGCCAAAGAAAGAAAAGCCCAUCCACCUUCAAGACUACCAUCGGCAAAAUUUGCUCGAGGGCACUGCAGCCGAGGAGCAGGAUGAUACAGUACCAAUGAGCUAUAAUCAAGAACAAGAGCACCUGAAAAGGUCCAUUGUCAGCGAAAUCAAUGCCGCCGCCGUGGAGUCGGAGAGUGAGGAUGAAGAUGAGAAUGGUGACUUUCUUGUAGCCAAGUCAAAGGAGAAGCCAGCCAAGCAGCAGGCGACAAUCGACGUCGAAAUCGCCGACAAAGACCCGGAGACGUUCUUGUCAAAUUUCAUGGUUUCAAGGGCUUGGGCUGCACCGACUGAUUCCAAUCUGCAUCCUUUCGAAUCCGAUGACGAUGAGGAAGAAAGAAGAGCCGACGAGUUCGAAGAAGCCUACAAUCUCAGAUUCGAAGAUCCCGAAAAGUCCAACGCAAAAUUGCUGUCGCACGCCAGAGAUCUGGCCGCCAAAUACUCGGUGAGGAGGGAGGAGGCCAACCCGAGACAGAAGAAGCGAGAAGCGGAAAAGGCGAGGAAGGAGGCAGAGAAGCAGCAACGCAAGGAAGAAAAGGCUCGCCUACGAAAGUUGAAGAUCGAGGAGCUAGAAGAAAAGGUGCGAAGGAUCAAGAAGGCGGCUGGUCUCAAAACCAAGGACAUCCAGCCAGAGGACUGGGCUCGCCUCGUCGAGGAGGACUGGGAUGAUGCCCAAUGGGAAGCGGAAAUGCAGAAGCGGUUCGGUGACGAAUAUUAUGCGCAAGAGGAGUCUGGAAGUGACGAAAAUGCGACCGAGACAGGGGGCAAAAGGAGAAAAGUCCGCAAGCCCAAGUUUGAUGACGAUAUCGACAUCAAGGACAUUGUGCCCGACUUCGAGGAUGAUGUCAAGGCAGAUCUCGACCUGUCCGGUGAGGAAGAGCCUACUCCGAAGAAGAGCAGCAAGAAGUUGAAGGAGGAGAAGAAGCGAGAUGCAAAGAAGGAGCGAACCAUCAUCGAAAAACUAGUGGACAGCCAACUUCAACUUGAGCUCGAAAGCUCGGUACCGCAGAAAGUGGGCUUCAGAUACCGCGAAACAUCACCCAAGAGCUUUGGUUUGACGGCCAGAGAUAUUCUCUUGGCCGACGACAAGCAGUUGAACGAGUUUGCUGGGUUGAAAAAGCUUGCUUCGUUUCGAGAUCCGGAAAAGAAGCGCAAGGAUCUCAAGCAUCUGGGGAAGAAAGCGAGAUUGAGGAAAUGGCGCCAGGAGACUUUCGGCAACGAGGAAGGCUUGCAGGACAGCGAGUUGGUCCCUGCACAGCCAGACGCGGAGCAGAAGGAUGAUGGCGAGGACGCCAAUGUGGACAUUCGAACCAAAGGGAAGAAGAAGCGCAGAAGAAAGAACAAGAAGGGACAUGCAGAGGGCGGUCCUGAGGCUUGA
Capronia epimyces CBS 606.96 is the source of this 1788-nucleotide messenger RNA. RefSeq lists its product as uncharacterized. The coding region runs from base 1 to 1788 and encodes 595 amino acids. NCBI's taxonomy places the organism in Eukaryota, Fungi, Ascomycota, Eurotiomycetes, Chaetothyriales, Herpotrichiellaceae. Gene Ontology annotation, biological process: endonucleolytic cleavage in ITS1 to separate SSU-rRNA from 5.8S rRNA and LSU-rRNA from tricistronic rRNA transcript (SSU-rRNA, 5.8S rRNA, LSU-rRNA). Gene Ontology annotation, cellular component: nucleolus; 90S preribosome. The record is from RefSeq and is a predicted model, not a curated record. The transcript is spliced from 2 exons.